Haemonchus placei is the source of this 591-nucleotide messenger RNA. Lineage: Eukaryota; Metazoa; Nematoda; Chromadorea; Rhabditida; Trichostrongylidae. The record is from the annotation of a GenBank genome assembly.
CCCUCAACUCUUGCGCUGGGCAUUAUGUGCAACAUUAAAGUGAGCAUCGCUUUGGCCAUUUUGGGUAUAAGUGCUGGAAUCAUGGCAGGACUUUGCUUUGCCAUACAGUAUCACAACUGGUCCGCCACCACUAUGGCGUUUACCUCUGCUGUGGCAGCAUCGAUUCUCUUGUACGUUCAUGUAGCCUAUAAGAAGGGGUGGAUGCUCGAAUGGCCUCACGCUCGUUUCGACUGUUUCACCUGCGUCGGUGAGCACCGAAUUUCAGAACAGGUUAAUCACCUCAGUGACGCAUACAUACUUACUUGUGACCGUAAAUAUGAAGAAAAGUUGAAGGAGUGGAGGUUUUCAAAAAAUUGGCAAAGGUCCAACGCCAUACAGCGAAGUUAUAUCUUCGUUAUAGGCCGUGUAGGUCUACGCGAACAGUUCCAAAUGUCUAAUUUUCUUGAGAUGGCCUUCCCUUCUGACGCCAAUUCUAUUACAGGGUGGGUCUUCUUUGUUAUUGGCAUCGUUGGUAUGGUGGCAUGUUUUUUGAGUGCAGGAAUAAAACACCAAACUUUGACCGAAGAAGGUGAGGAUUCCAAUAAGUAUUAA